UGUUCGCCCGCUACAGCCAGUCCUUCCUCCUCCUUCUCCCGCAAGCCCGCAGUCAUGGGUCCCACUGCAGCCAUCUGUCGGGGGGCUGUGCUACUCGGGCUCUGGAGGGCGGCGGUCUGCGUCUCUCUCUCCGUCUCCGUGCCGGACCGAGUGGCGGCGCUGUCGGGCUCCUGCGCGGUCAUCCCCUGCUCCUUCCGGGCCGAACCGCACCGGCGGUACCAGCUGAGGCUCCGCUACGAGUCGCGGCUCUUGAUCCUCCGUGGCACGGCCUUCUGCAGCGAGGACGCCUCCCAGGUGAGCCGCGACUACCGGGGCCGCACGGCGCUGGCGGGGGACCCGCAGACGGGGGACUGCUCCGUGAGCGUGGAGCGCGUCGCCGCGGACGACCGCAGGCGGUACGAGGUGUGGCUGAGGGAACGGGGGGCGACGGAGUGGAAGAAGUCCGGAAAGGUCUUCCUGGAUGUGUCAGAGACCCCCGAAGCGCCGCUGAUCACUGACCCCGGGGCAGUUAUCGAGGGGCAGUUAGUCACCCUGAACUGCACCGUCAGCAGCUCCUGCCCCUCCCGGCCCCCCGAGGUCCUGUGGAAGUGGGAGAGGGGCGUGCCGGAGAGCCAGAGCGUGACCCAGUCCAGCGGAACGCCACUCUCUCAGGGAGAGGGGCAGAUCCUCUCCUCCCUGUCUUUCAUCGCGUCAUCCGCCUCUAAGCCCAGAGUGCGGUGUGAGGCCCGGUAUCCGGGGGGCAGGACGGCGUCCGUCGCCAAGGAGAUGCAUGUCAGAUUUCCCCCGAGAGACGUGGCGGUGGACGUCCACACCCUGACCGUCCAGGAGGGGGCGAGCGUGCUGCUGUCCUGCUCCUGCAAAUCGGACCCUCCGGCCUCAGAGUUCCAGUGGUGGUACAGCCAGGGCGGGGGCAGGGUCAGCCUGGCCCAGCGCACGCGCACCGUGAGGCUACUCAACGUCAGCCGGCACCUGAGGGUGGGCUGCCGCGCCCGAAACCCCGUGGGCCAGGCGGAGUCCGGCCCCUCCGCCAUCAACGUGCAAUAUAAGCCUACAAUCUUCCCCUGGUCCGUUUGCCAUUGGGAGGAUGGGGCGGUCUCCUGCCACUGCGCGGUGGAGGGGAACCCCAGACCCGCCGUCACCUGGAGCGUCAACGGGAGCAGCCCCCCCGUGCGCUACAACACCUCCGUCUCCAUGGAGAACGGCACGCUCUCGGCCACUCUGCGGGGGGGCACGGACCAGCAGCUGCGCGUGGUCUGCUACGCCUACAACGCGCUGGGCAACGACACGUCCGCCCUGCCGUACACGGUCAUUGAUUCUCUGAUGUGGAAAGUAGUCCCGGCAGUGUGCGUUCUGUCAUCUAUCUCCCUGCUCUUCCUCCUCCUACUUGUAUUCCACUGUUGGCGCAGGAAGUCCGGAAAACACAUUCUAAACUGCCGGCCAUCAUCUUCUGUUUACCCGGGAAAUUUGGGGAUCUACCAGGAAAUAAUGCCCCUCUACAUCAACUGCACAGAGGUGACCCACAUCUACACCAACGGAAGCUACCAGCUCAUCUACCAGAACUGUACACCUCUGUUUGUCAAAAGUAAACAGGUUCUCCAGGUGCACCAGAAAGAGAGGCGGGUGGGCAGGAUGGACAGACAGAGACAGAGGGAAAGAGGACGCCCAGAGAGGGACACAGAGACACCUGUGUACCUGGAGAUCAUCUGAACAUGGACACUCUAAACUGACUGAUACUAGCAAUAUGAUAUGAUACAGUCACAAUGGGAGAUCAUAAGAUAUCCAUUAUAUGAUAUUAUAUGGGCAAUUCUAUCAGUAUGAUUGUGUAGAACAACAAAUUGUUUUUAUGAAACGCACACAUUUUAAAAAAUCAAUUAUAAAGGAUUUGAAUGAGUGGUGUUCACGAUUUAGGCUAAGAAAUCCAUGAUACUAAAUAGAUUCAAUUUACAACUCAUUUUAUGCUUCAGUUAUCAGCCUAAUGUUUCUACAUUAUUUAGCCUUUAUCUUUUAAAAACUUUUAAAUCGGUGCAGCACAGCAUUUUACAGAAGGUCUCACAUGAAAAUGAAUUGAAGAAUACGCACCAAAACAUCAGGAUCACAUGUGGAUACCAUGACGAGAUCAUUUCAUUGAGUCAUAUCCACUUUAAAUAUAAUGUCUUUGUAUCGCACAUGACAGUGUAUGCCAUAAUAGGCUACAGACGUUGUCAAAUACACCAAUUGGGACGAAAAGCGGAAGUCCCGCUGAAUCGCAUUUCCGAUAUACUGCGAAGUGCUAUGCUAGCGAAAUUCAUCACAGGCAUGGAGCAGAACAUGACUUUUUACAAACUGAAAUCCCACCGUAUUCAGUAUAUAGCUUUGUAUUUAAACCAUGAAAAGCACACUUUGAAUCCAGACUUCAACUUUUCGUAGUUUGUUUAGACUUAACUUUCGGCGCUCUAUUUAGUAGGGAGCGGUACUCCGGAGCGAUCGUACAUCCGCUUUACCUCCCUAUGGUUUUCGUUCCAAGCUCUUCAAGUAUUUCAGUGGCUGGAACAACAAAAACCAGUACGCUAUAUACAGGGGUCCUUCAGGACAGAGUCUGAAGACUCCUGCUGCAAUAUAUUCAUUGCAUUUGACUUUCUUAUUUUCCUGUAACAGUGCUAUUUUUAUACUGCAACAUUGUAUAUAAUAGUAGACUAUAAUAUUUCCUGCUCAGGCUUUACUAUUGCAACUUCAGUACAGGUAGCCUACGGUUACCAUGAAAACUUAAGGUUCAAAACAAUGAAGCUUGUUUUAUAUUAGGCUAUAGGUUAUGUCUGACAUGUAGCCUACAAAUCAGGAAAAAAACGUUUUUUUUAUUUUUAUUAAAUAGCCUAACCACGUUGUACUUUUUCAUAUCACUUUGCAAUUUAAUGUCUGUGAGUUAUAUGCAUUUGUACUCUAACAAGGGUCUGAAUUUGUCACAAACAUUUUGCAUGAAUAAAGACAGAACUAGGCCUACUUUCCGAAUAUGUAGGCUAUGAAUCUGA
Messenger RNA from Conger conger (European conger), 3005 nucleotides. It is a transcript of the gene psg4, whose product is annotated as kin of IRRE-like protein 2. NCBI's taxonomy places the organism in Eukaryota, Metazoa, Chordata, Actinopteri, Anguilliformes, Congridae. The record is from RefSeq and is a predicted model, not a curated record. The transcript has 8 exons. Bases 55 to 1707 code for a protein of 550 amino acids.